AUGUUCAUGCAGCUGGUCAAGUAUCUACUGUUUGGAAGUCACUACAUUGUGCUCGAUACGCCGCUUCUCUUUGAAUCGGGCUAUCACAAGAUUCUCUGGACAGUCAUUGUGGUGUGGUGUGACGACGAUACUCAGAUAUCCCGCCUGAUGCUUCGCGACAGUCUUACCAAGGAGGAAGCGUUAUCGAGAAUAAACAGUCAGUUUCCGAUUCGUAAAAAGAUGGAACUGGCCACGAUUCUCAUAGACAAUAAUGGAACUAAAGAAGAUUUGAAAGCAAAGGUUCAAGUUUGA
Messenger RNA from Cooperia oncophora, 291 nucleotides. The record is from the annotation of a GenBank genome assembly. NCBI's taxonomy places the organism in Eukaryota, Metazoa, Nematoda, Chromadorea, Rhabditida, Trichostrongylidae.